AUGAAAUAAUUUUUUAAAGUAUGGACAUUUUAGUUCUCUAACCAAAUAAAUGAAACAAAAUACGACAAUUAUCUUAAUAAUCAAAGAUUAUUAUUUUUUAGAGCAUUAUUAAUUACUCUUAUGCUACCUUGCUUUUUUGGAAUGCUAGUGUUUAUAAUUCAAGAUUAGUCGACUUAUUUAAUUGCUUUGAUGGCUGUUUUUUUCAUACUACAUAUUAUAAUACUAUUCUUUAGCAAAAAAUUAAAAAAUUGCUUAAAACUUAUUAUAUCUAUUUUAUAUGUUUGUUAUGUAUCAGGAGGAAUCAUACUAGUUUAUAUAGGUUUUCAAGUGUAAGAAUUUAUUAAUUAUUAGUCCUCUUUAUAACUUUGGAAUUACAUCUGGUAUACUGCACUCUUGUGUAUUAUAAUAUAGCGAUAGUAAAUUAAAAGUGAUUUAUGUGCUUAUCACUAAUUGGGUUAUUAUCGGUAUCUUUGUUCCAUUUGAACUUUCAUAAAUUUAAUAUAUAGUAUGUUCAUUUUCUAUGUUUUUUUUAUUGGGUGUACAAACAUAUUUAUAUGAGCAUAAUAGAAGAUCAUAAUUUUUAUUUAGUUAACAACUUAAAACAUAAAAGUAAAGAUUGAAAUAAAUUUAGAUCAAUUUUAUAUGAGUUUUCAAAUGAUUCUUUAUUUGCUAUAAUUUAUAAUGAAAAAACAAGAAGUUUUUAGCUUUCAUUUGCUAAUAAAAAAUUUGAAAUAUAAUAUAAGACUGAUUUAAAUGAAAACAAUGUAAAAGAUUUUUUAAGAAGUUAAUAAAUAAUAAAUAGAAAUAACUAAAAUUCAAAUAGAAGUUUAAAUAAUAAAUAAAUACAUAAAUAAAUAAAUUUAGAAGAAUAUUUAUUUGAUUUAAUUUAAUAAAAAGAUGAUCAUUUUAAUCAAGAAAGAUUUUAAAUUGAAACUAAUAAUGGAAAAGAAAAAUAUUUAAUUGAUGUUUUGAAAUUUGAAAAUCAUUAAACGGUCUUCUUUCUCUCAAUUAAAGAAAAUUAAGCAAAACUUUAAAUAGAAAAAUAUGAAAAUUUUAUAAAGGAUCUAAAUGAAAAUUUUAAAUAAGCUCUUGUUUUAAUUGGAAAUAAAUUAGAAGAGCUCUAUAAAUAAUUAUAAAAUUGUAAUAAUCAUAUAGAUAUUGAAAAUGAUCUAUUGAGAAAAUCUUACUGUAAUAUUCAAUAUUCAUUAAAUUACAUAAAAAAUCAUCUGAUAUAUCUAUAAAAAGGUAGAAUAUCAUUUUUAAAAUAAGAAUUUGAAAAAAUUACAAUUGAAAAAGUAAAUGAAGCUUUGCUUUAAUAUUUUAUCCAUUAUUCUUAAUUAAAUCGGAAAUAAUUCCAAUUAGAUUGCUCAUUUGAGGUAGAAUAAUCAAUAAUUACUUUAAAUAUCAAAUUAUUAACUUAACUUUUAAUGAAUUGCUUUAAUAAGAUUUUAAAGAUAUCUGAACCUAGAAGCUGUAUUUAAUUAUAAAUAGAUAGAAAAAAAAUAACAAAUUAAUCUUAAAAUGAAACAAAUUAUAACAGUCAUCAAGAUCUUUAAUUAAUGUAAUUUUCUUACAUUUUUGAACAUAAAGAUUAAAUUGAAAAUAUAGAAACUCAGUUUUAUUAAUCAAUUUAUUCAGAUUCUUAAAAACUAUUAGAAAUUGAAUGUAUUGUGAAUCAAAUCAUUUUGAAGAUCUUAAGUCCUUACAAUUAUAUCUAAACUAAAACAAUUUAUUAAUAGAAUUUUUCAAAUCAUCAGACAACAUUAAUGUUUUAUAUUUAUACUGAUUAAACUCAAUUAGAUCCAUCUUUUACUAAAUAUAUCUUACAAAAACACAUCGAUUAUUGA
Paramecium pentaurelia is the source of this 1847-nucleotide messenger RNA. NCBI's taxonomy places the organism in Eukaryota, Ciliophora, Oligohymenophorea, Peniculida, Parameciidae. The record is from the annotation of a GenBank genome assembly.